GAAAACAAACUGAGCAUUGUAUCCAAAAUAUGGCCGGUAAAAAUGAAAGCGUCUUGCGAAGCCAAACACAAUCCCGCGGAUUAGGCCCGUCAUCCCGCUUGUGCAGCUCAGCCUGGAUGUUCUUGAUAUCAUAAAGUCCGCCGCUGUUACUCUGCUCAGGAUUGAUGACUUCUGUUUUUGUCUGGUGUGCUGUCCACGUAUACAGCACAGGCCAAGCAGUCCUACCAGGUCAAUACAGUAUAACCCAGCUGUCAAGUUGAGCUGACCCACCAAGUAAUACAGUCGAGUCUAACCGCCCUGGAUGUACCUUUGGGUGUUCCCGCAUCUGUUUUGUCUCAGCGUCAUCACAGAAACUCUCAAGCGAUUGCUAGCGAUGGGGAAAAACAAAAGGGGCGCGGAUGUGAGUUAUGUCAACUUCAUCAAGAGAGCAGACACAGACAAACUUAGGGAAAUAUUCAACAAAUAUGCAAGCAAAGAGAUCGCCGGGGAGAAGUUUCUGUCGCCAGAUGACUUUGUGCGGCGUUACCUAGGCUUGCUCCGUCAUGAAAACCACAACGAGGAGACUGUCACGCUGUUGGCGAAUAUUGUGGACACGACCAAAAAUGGAUUGAUCUCAUUUGGAGAGUUCCAAGCAUUCGAGUCAAUCCUCUGUUCUCCUGAUGGAUUGUAUACCACAGCCUUUCAGCUCUUUGACAAGAAUGGGAGCGGAUUCGUCACGUUUGAUGAGUUCCAAGAAGUGCUGAAUCUCACUCUCCUCCAACAUGAUAUACCGUUCAAUUUCGACUGUGAUUUUAUCAAACUCCACUUUGGCAAGCACAAAAGUCGGGCGGUCGGCUAUCAGGAGUUUACACAAAUCCUUCAUGAUUUCCAUGAAGAGCACGCCCUGCAAGCUUUCCAAAGAUUCGACCGUCACGCAGCUGGCUACAUCACGGCAGUCGACUUUGAAAGCAUCAUGAUGUUAUGUAAAAGCCACCUGCUCACACCGUUCGUAAAAGAGAAUCUUAUAGCUAUCGCUGAUAUUCGUCACAAGAUUGCUGGAGGAGAGAAGGCUCGAUCAGUCAGCUUUCCGUUCUUCGUUGCGUUCAUUUCGCUGUUGAACAACAUGGAGCUGAUCAAAAAGAUAUACAUGGGCGUAGCGAGAGGCAACCCAAAAGCACAGCUGACGAAAGGUGAAAUGCUCCAUGAGGCUCAGAAUUUCACACAGAUUACACCAUUGGAGAUCGAGAUAUUAUUCCAAAUGGUCGAACUUGGCCACCAGAUUGGAAAAAUCACUUACAAAGAUAUUCUUGCCCUGGCUCCGCUCGAGGAGGAGAAAAUGCCGUACCGGAUGCAAGUUGUUGCUGUCCAGGACGCAGUGGAGGACGCUGCUGCAGGACAUGGGCGUGGCGUGCUCGUCCAGAUUCUAGAGAGUGGUUACAGGUUCUUUCUUGGUGGCAUUGCUGGAGCGAUUGGUGCUACAUGCGUCUAUCCUAUCGAUCUCGUGAAAACGCGACUCCAGAACCAGCGCAGCGGCUCGUACGUUGGGGAAUUGAUGUACAAAAACAGCUUCGAUUGUUUCAAGAAAGUUGUGCGGUACGAGGGUUUCUUUGGUCUUUACCGAGGCCUGUUGCCACAGCUGGUUGGUGUCGCGCCCGAAAAGGCUAUCAAACUGACGAUGAAUGAUUUUGUACGAGACAAAACCACGUCGAGUGAUGGAGAAAUUCCAUUUUGGGCUGAAAUGUUGGCUGGUGGUUGUGCUGGAGGCUCUCAGGUGAUGUUCACAAACCCGCUCGAGAUUGUAAAAAUCCGCCUCCAAGUUGCUGGCGAAAUCGCUAGUCAAAAGCGUGUUGGUGCCAUCUCGGUUAUCAAGGAUCUUGGAAUCUUUGGACUAUACAAAGGCGCUCGAGCAUGCUUCCUACGUGAUAUUCCUUUCUCGGCGAUCUACUUUCCAGUUUAUGCCCACGGGAAAGUGUUGCUUGCUAAUGAGAAUGGCUAUAAUGGACCUAUUUCACUUCUGGCUGCUGCUACAUUUGCUGGUGCACCUGCUGCCUCGUUGACGACGCCUGCCGAUGUGAUAAAGACGCGGUUACAGGUGAAAGCCCGCGGAGGACAGACGGUGUAUAAUGGUGUCUUUGAUGCUGCGCGGAAGAUCUACGCCGAGGAGGGAAUGAGAGCUUUCUGGAAGGGCGCACCAGCUCGAGUUGUCCGAUCCUCACCCCAGUUUGGUGUCACACUAAUGACGUACGAGGUAUUACAACGAGUAUUCUACGUGGACUUUGGUGGAAGGCGACCAACUGGAUCAGAAACUCUGUCGAUUGAAGAGCAGCUCCCGAAAAACCCGGAUCACAUAGGAGGGUACAAACUUGCUUUAGCAACUUUCGAAGGAAUCGAAACGAAGUUUGGAAUUCAUUUACCAAGAUUCACGACCACAGUGAAAAGCACAUGAAUUUGAACUAAAAGUAGGCAAUAUUACAGUGGUUUCAGCUCUGACUGCAGUGAUAUGCACCUGAAUUUGAACUAGAAGUAGGCAAUAUUACAGUGGUUUCAGCUUAUAGGUUUGAAGGACAGCGACAUUUCAGAACUACGAACAUAAGUUUGUUUGUGUCAUUCUUGACUGAGGGCUACCAGAAGUACAGAGAGCCAUAGCAUCUGGUGCGUGGUUUUGUUCUUGCCUUGCCCCACUGGCAGUUCAACAAACUCUGGUGGGCCUCACUCCACAGGCAAUUCAACAACUUUGUUCAGUGGACCUCACCCCUCUAAUGUGAUAUUGGUUUCUCAAGACUGAGGCUGUGCGUUGAUGUCAAAAGGACUUCAUGAUGAAAAAAUCUUCAAAAUGUUUUAAUGAUGCUAUUGUAUAAUGUAUUUUUCUUCAUAUUGUAAAAACAUUCAUGUGAUGGUAGCAUUAAACAGCUGAUUAGAAUGAUCAGAGAACUUUGCAAUAUUAGAUCUCGAGCUCUUCACUAAGUGGAUAUUGUCAAGAACCUUUUCCAGCGCUUGCGGUAAAAAACUUGCAUCGCUCUCAUGCAAGAAAAUGUCAAACCAAUCAAUCAGUGGAGGAUUUUCCUUUAAUCUUUUGUGAUUGGUGCGUUUGCCAAAGCAAAUCAGAGUGGUUAGUCGGUAGAUGGGUGAUCAAGAAACAACAACUUGGAAUUUCCUCUGUGGAUUGGUUGGUUUGACAUCUUUUGUAUUGGGGAUGAUGAUUCAUGUUGCAACAAGCAGUAUCAAUCACAAUUUUUCAAUGCCUGUGGGUUAUGAUUCUACUCACACAAUAGUUCAAUUACAUGUUUGAAGAAAUCAAAAAUGAUCGACAUUUUACUAAUUUGGGUGGUGUCAUAUUUACUAAUUCAUAAGAUGUUAAAUUUUUUGAUAAUUUAUAUAAAUAUUCUUAACUCUUGUUAGUAGUAUAUGACGUCUGCAUUCGUACGUUUUUGACUAGUUGCCAGUUUGUGUGCGUAAGCUGGACCAUUCGCUGUAUAAGUCAUGUCAACCAAUUCUUCUGAGGCAGUGGUACUGCGGACCGUCUAAGUUUCGCUGGUGUUUUAUUUCUGCUGAUUUUGCAAACAACGUUAAUUGAUCAAAAAAUUAAACUAAAGGUGUGAAGAUAUGGUGGUCUACGUACGGUAUAUUCGUUGUGUCAAUUAGACCACUUGUUUUACUCUUGUGUGGCUGCUCUGAAGUCAUUAUCACGUUUGUAUAGCUGCAUGAGCGGAUGCUACUGCAGCCUUCUCCUAGACAAAUUUCUUUGCUAGGGUGCUGUCACCAUAUUUUGGACGUGACAGAAGGGCGUAUUAGUCAUGCACUGUGUCAUAAUGAAGUCUGCCUCAUCUGUUCGAGACUUACGGGAGACUUUGGAUGACUUGACCGAAUAUGGCCACUGUGUUGUUCUUGUUAAACUCUUUGCAUGUUGCGAUAUUUGUAAGAUAUGUGAAUAGAAUUAUUUGUAAAAAUAUUAGGGCCAAAUGUUGACAAAUUAAGCUUGGCUAAAUUUGCUUUUAUAAAAAGGAUUGAAUGAAAAGAUAGAUGUUAGAAUAUUCUAGAAUACAAGCAGCGGCUGUGGUGUAAUUGUAGUCGCUUGGACUCUCAAGCAGCAGUCAUGAGGUGCCUGGUUUGAACCCCACUGUUGGCAUGAGACUCUUGGCAGGUCUCUUUGUCAAACUUGUCUUUCUCUGCCCAGGUUUAUAAAUAGGUUCUGGUCUGAAUGUUUGGGCUGAUUGAGCAGCUCAUCAGAGUUCUACUGAAAGAUUUCAGGAAAUACCAGGCUUAAAGUGUGAAGUCGAAUGAUAACCUUUACGUAGUUGACUAUUAACAAAAAUAUUAAACAUAACUUAGAAUGUGAAUAAGCAGCCAGGCUGUAUCAUAUUAUAUUGAAUGGAGGAACAGUUUGGUGUGAAUUGAUCCACGAUGUACAGGUGUUAACAGUUUUUGUAAAAAGAGUGAACGUAGGACUUUGUGUUUUAGUGAGAAUUAAAUAAGGGCAAUAACUGAUAAGAGAAUUGUAUGCAUUGGAACGUCAUUUCACCCUCGACUGACAAGACCAUCUAAUAUUUAUUUGGGGAAAAAUCAUAGGAUACGUUUAGAAAAUAACCCUUUUGAUAACUUUUUCACGAAUAAAGAAUAAAACUUCUGGAUUUAGGCACACAUCUGGCAAAUGAUGGCGUCAUGAGGCAAAUAGCGACUAACCUUGUAGCAUGAAGAAAUGCUCAUCCGGCCUUGGAUAAGGAAUGCUCUCCAGAGAAUAACACCUUCAAGGUUGAGAGUGAAUGCUGAAAAAGAAGAAGGCACACGCAUGAGUUCUCAAUUGAAUUGUCUCCAUCUCUUUAAUUCAUCACCAUGAUGAAUCAAUAGCAAGUCCUAUGCCAGAAGCUUGGGGUUCCCAAUUCAAUCAAACUGUGUUUAAGUUGUUCUGGAGUAACGUACUUUUGUCCUUAGGAUUUUUUGAUACCGGUAAUCGACACCUCAGAUUGACUUUUGUCUUGCCUGAUCAACAAACACUGCAUUGGUAAAAAAUAGCGCUCCAAUUGAGUUGGUUCUGACAAAAAUCAUCAGACGCCGUACAAAGACUUCUGUGCAAUAUAUCGGGGGAGUGAGAAGACUCGUACUGAGUUAAGCAUGUGAUUUAAUAAAUUUUCACUAAAACGGCUUUUAGAAGAUUUGCGCCCGACAUCUUCAGAUAUUAUAUUGGGCAUUUGGAAAUGACUAUAGAAAAGUAGUUGACUAUAUUAGUGGAAUGUGCCAUCAUAGAGACUUCAGAUGCUCUUUCCUAUCCAUGUUUGUUGCAAUAUAAUACGAACCCAGCUUUUAUUAGGGGUUUUAUUUUUGCAAUAUUUGUGCACUAUAUCAAAAGUAGUAACAAAAACCUAUUACAUAUACAGUGGGAACUCUGUGGACACCUCUGAAAGCAGGACGCCCUCUCUAUUGAGGACACUGCAUUUGUUCCCAAAUUGCUCAUUUUCAUUCAGUUUUACCUCUGUAUUCAGGACUCCUCUCUAUAAAGCCCCGAAGGAAAGCAAUUCCCAUUCCCAAGGGUGUUUCUUAUAGCUAGGUUCUACUGAUAUAUCUAUUCAUCCGAAAUUGGUCUUGUGACGACAAAGUCCCCACUGGAGGCCAAGUGAGAUCACUACCUACGACUUCUUCUUUGAUUUGUUUGACUUUAAGGUGUACUCGAGAAAGAAGUGACAGUUUUAUCCUUCCUUGCCUGCACUAUUGAAAGAUAUUUCUGUAUUCACCGUACACAAUGGUUUUGUAAGAAAUUAGCCUGGUGCUUGAUAUAAUGAAUGUCCUUAUUGUCAUCAUUUGGAAAUAUUAAAUUAUCAAUUGCCAAA
Molecule: messenger RNA, 5801 nt
Organism: Lineus longissimus
Lineage: Eukaryota; Metazoa; Nemertea; Pilidiophora; Heteronemertea; Lineidae
Product: electrogenic aspartate/glutamate antiporter SLC25A12, mitochondrial-like
Exons: 17
Coding region: 302-2425 (707 amino acids)
Biological process (GO): L-glutamate transmembrane transport; aspartate transmembrane transport; malate-aspartate shuttle
Molecular function (GO): L-aspartate transmembrane transporter activity; calcium ion binding; L-glutamate transmembrane transporter activity
Source: RefSeq, a predicted model, not a curated record